CCAUAGCACACCUGACUUCAGUGUUUUCGUCGUGUCAAAACAUUAGUUCCUGUCAAUCCCUCAAAUUUCUACGUCUUAAGUGAAUAUAUAAACAUUUUCAUAAUGUUCUGAACGUCUUCAGAGCAUCUAAUAAUCUCGUUCUUAUAUUCAUUUACCUCAAUUAGGACACAAUGGGAGAACGCAAAGGACAGAAUUUAUACUAUCCCCCCGAUUAUGACCCCAAAGCCGGUGGUCUCAACAAGUUCCUGGGGACUCAUGCACUCCGGGAACGAGCCCGCAAGCUCCACAUGGGUAUCCUCAUCAUUAGAUUUGAAAUGCCAUUCAAUAUCUGGUGCGAGGGCUGUGGAAAUCAUAUUGGUAUGGGGGUGCGUUACAACGCGGAAAAGAAAAAAGUUGGAAUGUAUUACAGCACUCCCUUGUACUCAUUUCGAAUGAAAUGUCACUUGUGUGAUAAUCAUUUCGAGAUUAAAACAGAUCCAGGGAAUCUAACAUACGUGAUUGAGAGCGGAGCUCGUCGUCAGGAAAAUCGUUGGGAUCCGAAAGAAAAUGAGCAAGUGGUCCCCGAAACGAAAGAAGUAUCGAAAAGACUUUACGACGAUGCAAUGUUCAAAUUAGAACACGGAGUGGACGAUCUAAAAAUUGCUAAAACACAGGAUCCCGCUAUAAACAAAAUCCUAGCUAAAAAUGAGUCUCGGUGGCAGGACGACUACUCCGCGAAUGCAGCACUUCGUACCGCCUUUAGAAAUCGAAAGAAAGAGGACAAGGAGAGGAGGAAACAGCUUCCUCUAUUGAAAAGUGUUGGAGUUGAAUUGGAUCUGGUGGAUGAGCACGAGGAUGACGUUAAACUGGCGGGAAUUCUCAUGCGGAACAAGAAGAGGGACCCCAGGAGGAGCAAGAGCUCCUCCCUCAAGCGAUUAGUAUCGAUUGUUUCGAAAUCUAAAACUAAACGAAGAGGAAUUCUAGGCAUAUCGAGUAAACCACAAAUUAUCGAGCAGAAAAAAAUAUUGAAUGACUCUGGGAACUCGAGUUCCUCGAGCAAAAGUACUUCACUCGUGUCUUACGAUUUCUCUAGUUCUGAUGGUGAUUAAUUUUUUUUUGAGAUGGUCUCGAGGGGUCGAAAAUUGUCAAAUCCCUUGAAUCAAAGCAACUGCAGAUAGUUAGCUCUAUUAACCAACUAGGAAUAAAGAAUGUACAUGUAAAAUA
Diachasma alloeum is the source of this 1203-nucleotide messenger RNA. Its product is annotated as coiled-coil domain-containing protein 130 homolog. Gene Ontology annotation, cellular component: post-mRNA release spliceosomal complex; U2-type spliceosomal complex. The transcript is spliced from 3 exons. Lineage: Eukaryota; Metazoa; Arthropoda; Insecta; Hymenoptera; Braconidae. Gene Ontology annotation, biological process: mRNA splicing, via spliceosome. Bases 171 to 1088 code for a protein of 305 amino acids. The record is from RefSeq and is a predicted model, not a curated record.